Salvelinus fontinalis (brook trout) is the source of this 4341-nucleotide messenger RNA. RefSeq names its product neuronal acetylcholine receptor subunit alpha-3-like. Gene Ontology annotation, cellular component: synapse; neuron projection; postsynaptic membrane. The transcript is spliced from 6 exons. NCBI's taxonomy places the organism in Eukaryota, Metazoa, Chordata, Actinopteri, Salmoniformes, Salmonidae. The coding region runs from base 162 to 1880 and encodes 572 amino acids. The record is from RefSeq and is a predicted model, not a curated record. Gene Ontology annotation, biological process: nervous system process; monoatomic ion transmembrane transport; signal transduction. Gene Ontology annotation, molecular function: transmembrane signaling receptor activity; acetylcholine-gated monoatomic cation-selective channel activity.
CUCUCCUGCAUCCGUCCCUCAACCCGCGCGCAGUUUGCUUCCCAACGUCUGUAGCGGCUUGUCGGCACCGCGCGCUUUCAUUACUCCCACUUCCCACUUUCUCUCUUCUUUUGCCUCGGUGUCCUGAUAGAUUGAGGAUUCAUUUUCUGCAAUCCUUAACAAUGAACGCCCAUUUUUUCUUAUUUUUUUCAAUUUUGUCGGGAGGCUCCUGCUCUGAGGCAGAACACAGGUUGUUCUCAGUGAUAUUCUCCAGCUACAAUCAGUACAUCCGCCCAGUGGAGAAUGUGUCUGACCCAGUUAUUGUGCAGUUUGAGGUGUCCAUGUCCCAGCUGGUCAAAGUGGAUGAAGUUAACCAGAUUAUGGAGACAAACCUGUGGCUGAGACAUAUCUGGAAUGACUACAAACUGAGGUGGGAUCCCAAAGACUUUGGAGGAGUGGAGUUCAUUCGAGUGCCUUCCAGCAGGAUAUGGAAGCCAGAUAUCGUGCUGUACAAUAAUGCAGUAGGAGAUUUCCAGGUGGAUGAUAAGACCAAGGCCCUACUUCGCUACAAUGGGGAUGUGACCUGGAUCCCUCCGGCCAUCUUCAAGAGCUCUUGCAAGAUUGACGUCACCUACUUCCCCUUUGACUACCAGAACUGCACCAUGAAGUUUGGCUCCUGGACGUACGACAAGGCCAAGAUAGACCUAGUUCUGAUUGGGUCCACCAUCAACCUCCAUGACUUCUGGGAGAGUGGAGAGUGGACGAUCAUCAACGCCCCGGGUUACAAACACGACAUCAAGUACAACUGCUGUGAGGAGAUCUACACAGACAUCACCUACUCCCUGUACAUCAGACGGCUGCCUCUCUUCUACACCAUCAACAUGAUCAUCCCCUGUCUGCUCAUCUCCUUUCUCACUGUGCUGGUCUUCUACCUGCCUUCUGACUGUGGGGAGAAGAUCACUCUAUGUAUCUCCGUCCUCCUCUCUCUCACUGUGUUCCUCCUGGUCAUCACCGAAACCAUCCCGUCUACGUCGCUGGUCAUCCCCCUCAUCGGGGAGUACCUCCUCUUCACCAUGAUCUUCGUCACCCUCUCCAUUGUCAUCACUGUGUUUGUGCUGAACGUGCACUACCGCACGCCCAAGACCCACACCAUGCCGUGCUGGGUGCGCAACGUCUUCCUGGGGCUUCUACCCAGGGUGAUGUUCAUGACCCGGCCGGAGAGGGACCCUGAGAGGCUGCCUGAGCCUGGGGGGGUGGUUCAGCAGCUGAUGCCCCCAGCCUCGCGGCCCUGUGUGGUCCACACCACAGGCACCCUGCAGGGGCAGCAGAAGCCCCAGGCCCUGGUCUCCACCGUGGCUGCCAGUGUGCUCCCGAGCCUGGCCCAGCGACAGCGCCUCUUCAUCAGCACGGAGCUCACCAACCUCAAUAACCUUAGCCUUGGUGGUGGUGGGGGUGGUGACUCGGUCAAUGCGGGCUCCAGCUUCCUGUGUCGCGAGGGCCGCUGCAACUGCUGCUGGCGCCAGAGGUCCACCAAGCUGCCCACAGAGACGGGAGGAGGGGGUGGCGGGGUGGGGAGCAUCGGGACCUUUAGUGGAGGAGGGGCUGCUGGGAUUGGGGGGGUCUGUGGAGGCGGUGGAAGCUCCUGCUCCAGCUCAGAGUCUCUGGAUGGCAGGCUGAUGACCCUGUCCCCUCACUUCUCACCGGAGGUCAGGGAGGCCAUGGAAAGUGUCAAGUACAUCGCCGAAAACAUGAGAAUACAGAACGAAGCCAAGGAGGUCCAGGACGACUGGAAGUACGUUGCCAUGGUGAUCGACAGGAUUUUCCUGUGGGUGUUCAUCUUGGUGUGUAUCCUGGGGACCGCUGGGCUCUUUAUCCAGCCCCUCCUAUUGUUCGAUAUGUGACCCACUCAUACACACAGCAAUUACAUAGAGACUGAGUGUUUUAAAUCAUACAUAUACAGUCACUUUGUGUGUCGCCCAGUGAUGCAGACCAAAGAAGCUGAGACAAACCAAUACUGUGAACGGAAGGGAACCAGAUUAUGGAGGAAGGCAAGCUGCUGCCAGCUGUUCCAUGUCACUUCUUUGUAUGUAGAUAUGUUUCUGAUUGCUAAAGUGUGGUGUAGUAUUGAUCUCUUAGUUGCUAAGGACCAGACUGAAACAAUGGCAACGUAUAACUCUGCACUGCUGCCUACCCAUUCCCUUAUGUUUGCUCUGUGUAAAUUACUUCAUCAUAGUGUCACUUGAUUAUGACUGGCACAAAGAAACACACUAUCGUCAACAAAAGGACCGUGGCUAAAGGAACAUCUAUUGGACCUAAGGAUCCCAAACAUGUACAUAGCAAUGACUGCUUAAAGGGGCUUUCCAAAAGUACACAAGUAUCUCAAGUCAAUAUCACAGCUUAUUGAAUUCAUAUCAUGUUUUCAAAUGUUGAACAUCACUGAGUCAUUUUGACUUUGUUUAUUUGUGAAAUAUUCAUGUCUUCUAUAAACUUACUGUGUGUUCUUAUUUACAGCUAUACAGUACCAUUCAAAUCUGAUUCUAAUGAUCAUUAAGAUUUCAAUGAACCACAGUGUCACAUAAUAUACGGAUAAGCUAUUCAUAGAAAUCACAAACUGGUGAACAUUAAAUGGCUAUGAUGCAAGAUGGGUAACUUUAUUACACCAUGUGGGUGAAUGUGGAAAAACUCUGAGUGACCUGAAAUGCUUUUCAUUGUGCUGUGAGGGGUGACACCAUGUGGUUAUUAUCUGCUACUACAAGUGACAGCAAUAUGAUCCAGUGGUCACUACCGUAUGUCUGCAAGCAAAGACACAAGAUUUUGUGUCUUCAUUUUGCGUUUUUAAUUUGGUUUGGCGAAGCGCUCCAUUUGGACGACUUUGAAAACAGCUCUCCAAAGGCUCUUUCAACAGAAACGUCUGUCUGCCAUGAUCCAUGGUCAUUGGAUGAAGUGACUUCUGAAGAGGAGUGAACACAUGCUAACCUACCUGUAAACUCAUUGCAUUCCCAAAUCGAUAUUUCUCUCCCUUAUGAAAAUUGAGUUUGGAGGUCCAGCUGGCAGGCAGGAUGUAGAUGUGAUUAUCAGUAGCAGCAAGGCCAUGUAGAGGUUGGAUUACAUCCUCGCUGCCUGCCAGCCUGCCUACCAUCCCUGCCUCUCUAGCUCCCUGCCUGCCUCCCCUCUCUGCCCCGGGCCCCCUUCAGCUUUAUUGGAUCACAAUCAAUAUGGAGACCUGGUGAUGAAGUACAUCAUUAGUCUGGGGCCUGGGCUACGGUCUUCAUCUCACCAUCCUAUCGCUAUGCCAAAGAGCAUUUCUCCUGCUUUAACUUGAAACUACUUAUACUCUCUGUUAAUAAGGAGGAUGUGGUUGAGAUCUCUUGUUAUGUUGUACCAUCAUUCAAAAACCAGUUUGGUGUACAAGAGGAGGAUAUUCACAGUUAGGAGUUAUAUAUAUCUAUGGCCUGUGGUAUCUAUGAUAGAGUGAUACAUUUAAAAGAGGAUUUUUGGGGAGCGUUUCAAUCCUACAUUUAGGCGGACCUGGAAUCUCUGGAUGUUGUUUCUGUUGCUGUAUGUUGUAGUCAGUAAACUGUAAUCAGAUUGUCACUGUGAAUCUUAACUGGAUGUUAGCCAGGACAGUCACAUACUGUAGUACUCCAUAACGUCUGAUAACAUUCCCUCUGCUGAUUGAUUGAAUUAAAGCUCACUCAGGGCUCAUUUAAGUGAACUAGUUAUCCGAGGGGGAGAUCUGUAACAGACACAGUAUUCAAGACUGAAGGUUGUGGGGGGUUGAGUGCAUUUAUGGAAGAGAGAUGGUUCCAUGUCUGAGUAACCUUGUCUGAGACCUGAAGAUUUGCAUUGCAUGCAGGUGACCCGCGUUCUGUCCCUGUUGGUCACACUUAAGAAUCGUCCCAUUGUUUUUGUCCCUAUAAUAUCAUUUCGCAUACUUUCAUUUGAGAAGAAAGCAUGAGAAACUUGAGAAGAGAGCAAGUUGAGAUCAUUGAUUCCAUGCACCUGUUGAUCUUUUGAGUUAUGCAUGGUCAAUGUUAAAUAAUACAUAUCAUCCUCCAGGUCUGUGGUGCAAACAUAUCUUCUAGCUGCUACAGUCCUACAAAUACAGGAAAUGACAUCAUUCGUAUUCACUAUUCUCAGUUAAGAUGUCUCAAAUAAAAAGAACCCCAUCUAGUUUCAGGUCCAUACCACAAAUACACAAGUGUUGUGUCUUUGCUAUGCCGGAUUAAGUGAUAUGACAUGCUAUUUUAUAAAAUAAUUUCUCUGCAAUUAAUAUUACCUGAUUAAACUAAUCAUGUAAAUGUAAUUAACUAGGAAAUCGGGGCGCCACGGAAGAAUGUCUAUAGAGCUGUUGUCUUCCGA